AGAAGGGAGAGAGUGGCAUUGCGCGCUGGCCUACAGGUGUGUCACUGUCUUCGUCUCCAUUCGGACAUUCUUUCACUUGGUGGUCGUGUUUGUUGUACUGUAGGUGUUACAGACGCUCGCUCGUGCAGUCGUCACCAUGGCUCCCGGCCACCCCGGAGGACUGACGAAGGACGCCCCGGACAUCGAGAAUGUGCUGGCGCUCAACCCUCGCAUUCCCCGCCAUGCCACGCUGCAGCCCUCGUCUGUCACCAAAACAAACAAGAUGCACUGGAAGAGGAACAAACCCAAGAAUUGCGCGACUCACUGCUCCCUGGAGAACAACUUCGACGACAUCAAGCACACAACCCUGAGCGAGCGCGGCGCCCUGAAGGAAGCAGCCCGCUGCCUCAAGUGUGCAGACGCACCGUGUCAGAAGUCCUGCCCCACACAGCUGGACAUCAAGCAGUUCAUCUCCUGCAUCGCUAACAAGGUAACCCCCGCAGGGAGUCAGCUUGAUCUGGCCUCACACCAGACAGCAGCUCACUCUUCACGGCUAAGCAGCCACACGUGUGGUGGCCAAGGUGUGAGCUUCCUUGGUGGUGGUGGUGGGGCUGGCGGUGGCAGUGUGUUUAGAUGUUUCCCGCAGAUCUUCCGGCAGAUGAAUAUCCGCCAAGUGCUUCCCCCUGAUGUGCCGGAGAACCUUCCUGAAAGUUACCAGGCCAAGAUUGCUCUCAUUGGAUGUGGUCCGGCUUCCAUAUCCUGUGCAACAUUCUUGGGCCGCCUUGGAUACCGCAACAUCCACGUUUACGAGAAGAAUGACUUUGUGGGCGGCCUCAGCUCUUCAGAAAUCCCGCAAUACCGUCUGCCCUAUGAAGUGGUCAAGUUCGAGGUGGAUCAGAUGAAGGACUUGGGUGUGCAGGUGUUCACUGGGCGGAAGCUCUCCAUGUCUGACAUCACAGUACAGGGGCUGCAGAAGGAGGGCUAUGAAGCUAUCUUUAUGGGCAUUGGUCUACCACAGCCCAAGAAAAUAGGCAUCUUUGCUGACUUGGACACCAGCAUGGGCUUCUAUACAAGCAAGGACUUUUUGCCUCUGGUCACAGCUGUUAGCAAGACAGGUAUGUGUCAGUGCAAGUCUCAGCUACCUGAAGUGAAGGGAGUGGUGCUGGUGUUGGGUGCUGGAGACACCGCCUUUGACUGCGCCACGUCUGCCCUUCGCUGCGGCGCCAGACGAGUCUUUGUUGUCUUUAGGAAAGGCUUCACAAACAUCCGGGCUGUUCCAGAAGAGAUGGAGCUUGCAAAGAAGGAGAUGUGCGAGUUUCUUCCCUUUCUUUCACCCCGUAAAGUGCUGACAAAGAACGGCCGUGUGUCUGGUAUGGAAUUCGUCAGGACAGAGCAAGCAGAGGAUGGCACUUGGCUGGAGGACGAGGACCAGACCGUGCGGCUCAAGUGUGACUAUAUUAUAUCUGCUUUUGGCUCAGGACUCUCUGAUAAGGAUGUCCAAGAAGCCCUUGCCCCUGUCAAGCUCAAUCGCUGGGGCCUGCCAGAGGUGGAUCCCAACACCAUGGCCACUCUCACACAGGGAGUGUUCUGUGGUGGCGACGUCGCUGGUGUUGCAGAGACCACUGUGGAAAGUGUCAAUGAUGGCAAGACUGCAGCCUGGAGUAUACACAAAUACUUACAGUCUCUUCAUGGCAUGUUUGUGCCAGAAAAACCUUGUCUGCCGAAAUUUUACACUCCCAUAGAUGAAGUGGAUCUCUCCAUCAACAUCUGUGGCAUCAAGUUUCCUAACCCCUUCGGCCUGGCCUCUGCUCCGCCCACCACCUCCGGCCCCAUGAUUCGCCGUGCCUUUGAGGCCGGCUGGGGUUUCUGCGUCACCAAGACUUUUGUUUUAGACAAGGACAUAGUGACCAAUGUGUCUCCUCGUAUAGUGAGAGGAACCACUUCGGGCCACCUAUAUGGCCCUGGCCAAGGCUCCUUCCUCAACAUUGAACUCAUCUCAGAGAAAACAUGUGCCUAUUGGCUCCAGAUUGUCACAGAAAUCAAACAAGACUUUAUGAUUGGUGCAGAAAGUCUUACCGUUCAUCGCAAUGGUGUUGCAUCUGUGUCUUCAGGCCAUCCACUUCCUGUGUCAGGCGAGACAUCUGCUCCAUCAGCAUCUGCAUGGCUGCCAUCAGAUGUUCCUGGUCUGGCUCAGGGCUGGCAGUCUUCAGAUGUGACUUGCUCUCUGAAGCAGGGGGAGCAGGGGCCAUCCCUGAGAGGCUCCGGGGCUGUCGUGUGGGGGGGGGUAUCCAUCCUCAGUGUGGGUGCAGCAGCAGUUGCACAUUGCCCUGUGGCCUUGUCCUUUUCGUGGAGGCACAGGGGCACUGUAGCAGUGCGCUGCGGCAAAGGUGGAAACACGGCAGGUGUGGUUGAAGUGCCAGCGGUGGGGCAGGAAGGCUGGGACAGUAUGGGGGCCAGCACAGUACCUGCAGCGAGGGGCAGACUGGCAGCGCCACUCCUUGUGUCCCCAGCGACUGCAGUGCCGGCACAGAUUAGGUUCAGGUGUGUACCGCUCCACACGCUGACGUCCAAGGCCCAGGAGAUGCACCUCACUGGGCACCUUACCUGUCACCACUCCCAACAGUUGGGGCCUUGGCAUCUGCCCCACCAUCCUCCUCUUCAGCCCAUGGAAUCCAGCUGGUACCUCUAUCAGGCUGACAUUGACGUGGGUCGCCACUCCAUGGAUGAUAACAGAGAUGCAGAGCUAGUACUUAAUAUCUGUCGAUGGGUGAGAGCUGCUACAAAGAUUCCCUUCUUCGCUAAACUCACUCCUAAUGUCACCAACAUUGUUUCCAUUGCCAAAGCUGCAAAGCAAGGAGGAGCUGACGGAGUGACAGCUACCAACACAGUGUCUGGCCUGAUGGGGCUGAGGUCGGAUGGGUCAGCAUGGCCCUCCAUCGGCAAGGAGAAGAGGACCACCUAUGGAGGAGUUUCAGGUAAUGCCAUCCGACCCAUUGCUCUGCGUGCCGUUACUGCCAUUGGUCGAGCCUUGCCAGGCUUCCCAAUUUUGGCUACGGGUGGGAUAGAUUCCGCAGAUGCAGGACUGCAAUUCCUCUUGGGUGGUGCCUCAGCCCUUCAGGUUUGCAGCUCAGUGCAGAACCAAGAUUUUACCGUGAUUGAAGACUACCUGAUGGGGCUCAAGGCUCUCCUCUAUCUCAGGACCUUGAAGUCCAAGAAAGACUGGAUGGGACAGUCUCCCCCAACACCAAAACACCAGCUUGGAAAGUCUGUGGUGCAGCUCAGUGAUGUGGUGGGAGAGAGCUUACCCAAUUUUGGCCCAUACAAAGAGGAGAAAGAGAAGAGGAUAGCCAACCACAAGAUCAACCACGGUUUGCCACAGACACAACUUCAACCACGUUUGACAGAGAACCCUGAAGGUGAUAUCCCAAGCUUGGAAGAUUUGGUGGGUCUAGCACUGCCCAUGGUGGGUGCUUAUGGAGAGCUGGACAAUAAGCAACAAAAGGUGGCACUCAUUGAUGAGGACAUGUGUAUCAAUUGUGGUAAGUGCUACAUGACCUGCAAUGAUUCUGGGUACCAAGCUAUCCUCUUUGAUCCCAAGACUCACCUAACCAAGGUUACAGAUGACUGUACUGGCUGCACCUUGUGUGUAUCUGUGUGCCCAAUCAUCGACUGCAUCCAGAUGGUGGAGCGCACAACACCCUACAUACCAAAGCGAGGCAUCCCUCUGAAUAAGGGUGUGGUGCCGCGCAUUGCAGCUGUGGCGCCUCCUGAUUUGUCUGUAGCCUGAAGAUGGAGGAGACAACCACCUUCUAAGGCCAGCCUUGUCCGUAAAGGCCUAGAGAUGGGAACAGAGAAGAAACACUAAUUCAUAUGAUGUUAGUCACAGUAAAUAUUGUCUCAAAGUAUUAGCUGGUCAUCUCUAUUUUCUAAUAUUUUUCCUACUCUAAUUGUAACCUUUCAUAUGGUACAUAUUUAGUAAUAGAAAUUUAUUUGAUUACUAUCUGCUAAUGGUAGUAACUGUUAUCCAUGAAAAUAAAAGUGUAUUAUUUGAUGCUUCUUCAAAGUUUAAUGAUGAUCUGUAGAAAAUUUAACUGCUUCCAUUCACAGCUGUGAUCAUAAGCCUUGAAACCAGUGACAAUAUACAGAGCUGGGUGUUAUGGCAUGGAGUUGCGACUUUGCAACUUUGCCGCAACUUUAAACAGGAGCAGACAUUUUUUUUUUUUUUUUUUUUUUUU
Messenger RNA from Portunus trituberculatus (swimming crab), 4214 nucleotides. It is a transcript of the gene su(r), whose product is annotated as dihydropyrimidine dehydrogenase [NADP(+)]-like. Lineage: Eukaryota; Metazoa; Arthropoda; Malacostraca; Decapoda; Portunidae. Gene Ontology annotation, cellular component: cytoplasm; cytosol. The transcript is spliced from 24 exons. The coding region runs from base 137 to 3766 and encodes 1209 amino acids. Gene Ontology annotation, molecular function: NADP binding; iron-sulfur cluster binding; dihydropyrimidine dehydrogenase (NADP+) activity. The record is from RefSeq and is a predicted model, not a curated record. Gene Ontology annotation, biological process: uracil catabolic process; thymine catabolic process.